Symbiodinium sp. CCMP2592 is the source of this 1605-nucleotide messenger RNA. NCBI's taxonomy places the organism in Eukaryota, Dinophyceae, Suessiales, Symbiodiniaceae. The record is from the annotation of a GenBank genome assembly.
AUGUCGUGCGCGGCAGACGGUUGCGAGGCUGAUGGCAGCAAGCGUUGUGGCCGCUGUGGCACUGUUGCCUACUGUUCCUCGGACUGUCAACGCCGGCAUUGGCCAAUCCACAAAGUUGGAUGUCGCCCAACUGCUGGGUUCUGCUGUCCGCGAACUAUCGAAGCUCUGGAGGAGGCCAGGAGGAGAGAGGCGGGGGAUUCAGCCCCCGACUUGGAACGCGAGCUGAGAAAGGCCAGACAAGGAGCCUCGGAAGUAGAUCUGAGCAGCAACGAGCUGAGCGGAGCUGCCGUUCGGCAGCUGGCCGAAGCCCUUUCCUCUGCGCCGAAAGUGCAAAACCUAAAGUUGGAGGAGUGUCGGCUGGACGUUGAGGCUGCUGCCCUCCUGGCGAAAGCACUUCCGGCUCUGACGUCUUUGCAGAUCCUGAGCCUGGCGCACAAUCAGCUGGAAGUCGGCGGUGCCGAGGUGCUAGUCGCAGGCUUACAGGAGGGAGGACGUGGGGACCUAAAGCUGCGCGAGCUGAGUUUGGCUGACAACUUGCUUGGGCCACGGGCUGCGCUGUGUGUCGCAGAGCUGAUGCUACAGUUCGUGGAAAUGGGUUCUUUAGUUUCCGUGAGCCUCGCUGAGAACUUCAUGCAGGAGGAAGGGGGAGAGUUCUUUUCCAGAACUCUGCGCGGAGGCGGUGGUCGCGCAAGCUCCUUGCAUCUGGAUUUGUCAGCGAAUGAUCUGCGGGUGGCUGGUGCCAAAUCCUUGGUGCCACUACUGGAUUGGGCUCCCUUGGGCUCUUUGGAGCUGCAUGGCAAUCGGAUUCACGACUUUGGUGCGGUGGCCCUGGCGAAGGGCUUUCAGAGAAAUACUACUUUGACACACCUGGGCCUUGCAGAAAAUCUCAUUGGUGACGACGGCGCCGUGGCCCUUGCAGGUAUGCUGUCAAACAACAGCUCGCUGCGCACCCUGGACCUCUGUGGAGGUCAGGGCCAGGUCAUCCGAGACAAGGGAGCCGUGGCUUUGGCCAAGGCACUGAGCUCCAACGCCACUUUGGAAGGCCUGGAGCUGGACGGCAAUGGAAUUGCUCUAGAGGGCGGGAAAGCUCUCGAGAAGGCGCUGUCAGCGAACCAAACCCUCACCUCUCUGACGUUGCGAGGAAAUCAGUUCGACUACACGGCUGUGGAUGAAUGUGCGCUGGCCUUGCCGUUUCACCUGACACCUGCUUUACUGGUCAAAAGACAGGUAGCAAGAACAAAGAUCAUGAUGAGGUCCAUGAGGCAUGCAGGGCCCAGUGGAGGCGGAGAGGAUGCAGACACCCUGGCAUUCCUGGACAACGUCUUUGCAGGGCGCUGGAUGAGUUCUGUCGGAGAGACAGGAGAGGACGACUUUGACCUUGGGGAUCUGCAGAUGGCCGGCCAAAAGUCAGGGGACAACGAGCUGGAGCCAGGUGAGCCACAGCCUCCGGUGUGUGGUGACUUGGCGAAGCAAGAUCUAUGGACCUCGCUGCAAGAGAGCGCCUGGGGACAGGAGCUGCGCCGGAUUUACCUGCACAACCAGCUGCCCUGCGACAUCUUCGCCAUUGCUUUCGUGACGUGCGCAGUAUGGUUGGUGCCAGUAUGA